AUGAGCAGCGCGGGCAGCAACGUGGCAAGCAGCGAGGCAAGCACGUAUGGCAGCAGCAUCGCGGACAGCGUGCCAAGUAGUAUGGCAAGUAGCAUGGCAAGUACCGUGGACAGCAGUGUGGACAAGAACAUGGCGAGCAGCAUUGACAGCAGCGUGGUAAAUGGUGGUCAUGAAGCAACGAGACAUCAAUCGACACUGAGUCAAAUCCGACCCAGUGCAGAUGAGGCGCUGAGCAGUGAGCAAGCAAGCAAUAAUGGAAGUAGCGAGACGAACGACGUGGCAAGCAGCGUGACAAGCAACACUGAAAGCAGUGAGGCAAGCAGCAUUGGUAGCAGCGUAGGCAGCAGCGAGGCGAGCAACGAAGCAAGCAGCGUGGUAAGCAGAUACGGCAGCAUCGUGGCAGGCAGCGUGUCAAGUACCAUGGCAAGCAGUAUGGGAAGUACCGUGGACAGCACCGUGGAUAACAACAUGGCGAGCAGCAUUGACAGCAGCGUGGGCAUCAAUCGACACUGA
Aphanomyces astaci is the source of this 513-nucleotide messenger RNA. RefSeq lists its product as hypothetical. Bases 1 to 513 code for a protein of 170 amino acids. Lineage: Eukaryota; Oomycota; Saprolegniomycetes; Saprolegniales; Verrucalvaceae. The transcript is spliced from 3 exons. The record is from RefSeq and is a predicted model, not a curated record.